Messenger RNA from Biomphalaria glabrata, 4865 nucleotides. RefSeq names its product protein rogdi homolog. Lineage: Eukaryota; Metazoa; Mollusca; Gastropoda; Planorbidae. Bases 39 to 857 code for a protein of 272 amino acids. Gene Ontology annotation, cellular component: RAVE complex. The transcript has 11 exons. The record is from RefSeq and is a predicted model, not a curated record.
CACGAGUGAAGUCCCUUCUAUAAAUAUUGUCGUUUGUGAUGGCGAAGUCGGCUAAGGAACAGGCUGAAAUAAUUGUUUUGAGAAAAGAACUUGAUUGGCUGCUGAAAGAAGAAGUGAAUCCAGUUUUACAAGAUAUUAAAGAAACACUUCAGGAAUGUUAUGAGUGUUUACCUUUUCAUGGAACUGCAGAAAAAACAGUUCGACGAGAAGACUCAUCACCACAGAAAAUCAUCCUUAAUUCUCCAAACAAUGCUACAAGUGCAUUAAAUUUAAAGAGUAUUGUUACACUUAGAGGAGACAGUAUAGAAGGGGCUGAACUUCAGUUUAAGCAUAAACAAGGUAAAGAGCAUAACAUUUUUAAGACGAAGCUAAAAGAUGGAACACUAUGGCAGCUUCCUCAGAUUCGUGAUGCUGGCAGUCACCUGUGUAAUGCCAUAGAAAUUGCUUCUAGAAAUGAUGCAAACUAUGAAUUCAAAUCAGUCAAAGAAAUUUCUUUGAUAUUGGAUGAACUGAUGGAAAGUUUAUUGAAAUGUCGCCAAAGUUUAUCUUUACCAAAACGGAAAUCUAUCAACGAAUUGCUAGAAAGCCAGAAUUUGCUGGUAUUCACUCCACCCUUGCCUGGGGAUGUGGCAGUGUCUUUCUACAUUUACACUUCCAAACUUGUGCUCGCCUUGUACUGCCUUCACACCAACGGUCAGAACAAAAGUGAGAAAAUUGAGAUUACACAAAGAAUACAGGUUGAGGCCAUGGUGAAAUGGUUGAAUGACGCCAUUAUCUUCUUUACACUGUCCUUACAGCAGUGUCAGCAGCUCAAGGACAAGUUGAUGGCUGUGUCUGAGAUUUUAGAGAAUCCAUAAAUACCCUGCAAGAAAUUCAACAUUCUAUUCAGACAACUCUAUAACCACAAUAUUAAACACGAAGCAACAAAAAUAUUGGAAGUCUUGAAAUAUUUCCCAUAACCUUAACAUAAUCUUUUUUAUUUAUAUUUAUGAUGGGUCCAAGCUAUUCUAUGAAAUGUAAAAUUUCUUUAAUAGUGCUAUUCAAAAUGUAUGCUUAAAUUUUAAUUCUCAUUUUUUUUUUUUUUUUCAGUUUAUUAAAGUGGUAGACCUUUUUUUUUUUUCUAAAUUAUUAGUUCAAAAUUAGAGUUUAAUUAUUUUAAAUUGAAAAAAAACUGACACCUUCAAAGUGUGUUUACUGGUAUCAUUGCUUUAACAAAAUCUUUAAUUGUAAAAAAAAGGGUCUAUAAUAUAUAAUAAUAUAAUAAUAUUGCUACAAGAGAUUCUACACUUUGGAAGAUUUGUUUUUUUUUUUCUUAUUGUGCCUUAAAAUAUUUAUGUUUAUGCAGCAUCAGCAGCUGCUUUGCUUGAUUGAAAUGUUUCAUAAGAGUCAUGUUCACUUGCUUACCAUGGGAAUAAAUGCUUAUGAUUGUUGAACUUUGUUGAGCUUAGCAGAUUUGUCAGUAAAGAAUGUUAAACUUUGGUGUCAGGAGCAAACAGUUUAAUCUUCAUUUUGAAAUAUAUAGCUUAUAAGAAGGACUAAGCAUUCUAGUUAGAAACUGGUCAACUUUUUUAAUGAAUAGUGUUAUUUUAUUGAUAGGCUUAAAAUAAAGGUUUGAUUACUUUUGAAUAAAAGAUAGAAACAAAAAUUCUUUUCUACAUACUAAUUGUGGUCAACCAUUCUAGAUUUUAUUUGGGGUUCAUUUUUCAAAUAAUAUUACAAUGGCUAAAACCAUUUAAUAGAAAUAAUUUUUAAAAAGUAAAACUUUCACUUUUUUUUCAUUCAUUCUUGUGUGAGAAUGUGUUAUGUACAAUUAGGCUUGAACCACAUUUCAAGCAAUAGUUCCAGAUAUAUUUAAAUAUUUGUAAGCAUUUGUGAUCCCUAGGAUCAUAAAUGUAACUGCAUCUUUGAAGUGACCUCUCUUGCGUCUGUGACAAGGGCUGAAUGUAUAGAUAUUAGAAAACUUUGGUCCUUAAAUUAUUAUUUGAACUUACCUUAUAUCUGUCAUAUUUUAUUAUACCUGUCAUUUUAUUAUGCCUGUUAUAUUUUCAUGUAUGGGGUUUUGUAUGUAUAAAAGAACUAGCUCCCUUUUCAUUGUAUAGUAGCCAUAUUAUCCUGUCACAAUACAGGUAUAAGGUGUACUUGAGGGGAUAGUAUUAAUGGAACAAUAAGGCUUCCAAAUCAGAAGUCCCCUGUUCUUAGGCAUCUUCCAGCUCAUAUAGACUCUGCCCUUCUAAUGGUCAGCUUACAUCUUUGUGAUGUGGUGGCCAGGUUUUAAAGCACUUGGCUUCAGAACUGAGGGGUCUGGAGUUUUAUCUGGAUGAAGGCUGGGGGUUUUGAACUGAUAUACAUUAAGUAAGCAAAAGAUGAGCUUUUCAUCAUCUGAAAAGGGUAUCUUUACUAUACACUGCUAAGCUUCAAAUUUAGAUUUUGGUUUAUGCUUUAUAGCUUAGCAAUGAACAUAAAAAUUAGACUUAGUUUUUUCUAUUUUGGUUUAUGCUUUAUAGCUUAGCAAUGAUGAUGUGAUAGUAAAAACUCAAACUAGGAAGAGAGAUGAAAUAAAAGUAGUUGAUAGAUCAGCCUCUUAGAAGGAAGUCAAGUUUUUGCCAUUUAGUUUUUUUUUUAUAGUAUCAUAGAUGGCCAAGUUAUUUUGUAUAGUAUCAGUGAUGACCUAGUUAAGUUUAAGUUAUUUUGUAUAGUAUCAGCGACUGCCUAGUUAAGUUAUUUUGUAUAGUGUCAGUGAUGGCCUAGUUUAAUUAUUUUGUAUAGUGACAGCCUAGUUUACAGUUUAAGCAGGAAACCUUCUUAAGCUAUGUAGUCCUAGAAACUAAUGUCUCUGCACCCAAACACUGUGUUAAAUUAUCCUAGUGGUUGUUUAGUUUGAAAUGUUGUUGUUGAAACAGUGUGCUACUGUUGCUAUGUUUUAAUAAUGAGUAGUAGACAUCCUUUAGACUUGGGAAGAUUCAUUUCGUCUAAUCUUGUGAUGUGACUGUGUCUGUUGUGAAUAUGCAUUCAGAUUAUGUCCUAUACUGUACAUCCUUUAGACUUGGGAAGAUUCAUUGCAUCCUAUCUUGUGAUGUCACUGUGUGUGCUGUGAAUAUGCAUUCACAUUGUAGCCUAUACUGUUAUGUUUUAUUGCUGACACAUCGUUUGACUCAUAGGAGCUUGUCUGCAGAUGUCUUGUGUACUGAUUGAAGCCAGUUUUCAUGAGCUGGCUGUUCAAAGCAAGCCCAAUUAUUGCCUCACAUUAAAAACUUCAUAAAAUUAAUGAUUAGACCUGUCUGUUAGUCUUAUUGCUAGCAUACAUUUCCUUACAGGAUAAAAAUUAUGUUAAAACUAAAACAUUCUCUUAAUCUAAUAUUUUGUUUUGACAGAAAAAGUCAAAAUAUUAUUUUUAUUAUUCAGACUAAGACUUCUCUUAACACAUCUUAAGAAAUACAAUUUUAAAAUGGAUAAAAGUGUCACUGAUCUAUUCUAAGAUACAAUUGAACAAUGCAAUCCUGUUGACUUUUUCAUGUGUUUUGAUGUCAUGUGCCUAGGUUGUUGAAUUAUGUAAAUAGUUGUCUCUCAUUAAUUUAUGUGAAACUGCCUUCAGUUCAAAGUGCUGUUUAAUAUUUGUAAUAUAAAUGAUGUAGGUUAUGUCAGUGAAGUGCACUGAUUGCACUCAGGAUGUUAUUGAAAUGUUAUAAAGUUGUUACUGGAAUGAAUCCAUUGUCAAGUUGAUUGCGUUAAUGAUGUCAGCAGAGUGUUCUUUUGUUAUCACUUGAAUGAAUGCCUUCUUGAUGAUGUCGGUUGAUCGCACUUGUGAUGUUUAGCUUGCACAGACUUGGAAAUAAUUUUUUUUUUGUCUCAAUGAACAUUCCUUAUUUAUGGCAGAAAAUCAUGUGAACUACUGCAAUGAAAGGUCACCAAAUUGGUUGUUAACUCAAGAACAAUGACCUGGUAGAUUUGAACCCUUAAAUUAUCAUGAAUAACUAGAUUAACAUAUGUUUGUUUAAAAAUGUUUUACAUGUUUUGGAUGUUCCUUCAGAGUUGAAGAUAAUUACUUCCUAGUCCAAACCUCCCGCAGGACGACGGGGGAUGGGAGCGGGCAGGGUUUGAACCCGGGACCAUCGAUAAAUCUGAACGACAGUCCAGCGUGCAAACCCGCAAACCGCACGACCAGGCAGCCAUAUUUCAAUGCUUAAGAGGAAUAGAUGAAAUGCAGUAAGAAUAACUGGUUACCAUUUGUUGUAAUAGGUCAAAAUUUUAAUUUAUAAUUGAAAUAGAUGUGGUAAAUUUAUCUGGCCACACAUUAAGGGCAGAAGACCUGUUGUUGUUUUUUUUGCCAGGUAGUGUAUGCUAGAGUAAAGUAAAACAUUGUCUGUAAUGUACUUCUCUGGUCAUGAAUGUGAUUAAGCCAUAAAAACUAUGUGAAUAUAUUUGUAUAUAGAAGUUUACAAUUCUAAAUCUUUAUUUUAAUUUGCAUAAGCUAUUUAAAAAACAAAACUUCUCAAGAGAAGAUAUGUUUUUCUCUCGGGUGCCUGUGAGAUAUACAAGAAAAAGCUCAAAAUUUUAGUCUAUGAAUUUGCUAAUGGGUUUUCAGCUCUGAUACAUUUUUGAGUCCUACCAAGAAUUUCUUUAUUUAUAUACUAUAGAAUGCCACUAACACACCUUCUUUUUUUUUCUCAAUCUUUUAAUAAUGUUACAAUAAGAUUGAAUGAUACUAACAUGCUCGAAACUAUUUCCUUGUUUUUUUUAUUUCUUCAGACAAAAAGAAACUGUUUAAGAAAAUAUGUAGUUAAUUAAUGACCUAUCUUUGUGUGUACAGGGCUGAGUAAUCAGGAGUAUAACAUUUUUUGACUUGAAUUAAAUAACUGUGGAAAUUA